Aspergillus niger is the source of this 828-nucleotide messenger RNA. RefSeq lists its product as hypothetical. The record is from RefSeq and is a predicted model, not a curated record. The coding region runs from base 1 to 828 and encodes 275 amino acids. NCBI's taxonomy places the organism in Eukaryota, Fungi, Ascomycota, Eurotiomycetes, Eurotiales, Aspergillaceae. The transcript is spliced from 4 exons.
AUGGCCGUCGAGGGCCAUUCCCCCCGACCAGGCCAGGGCGGAGAACGGGACAGGACCUAUGACGAUAAGGGCCCAUGGGACGCGAAUGGAACCCGACGAGUCACAACGCGAGACCACGCAGGGAAAAGGCCUCACGCACUUUCUUUCUGGCCGUCCUGGUCGCUCUCUGCAUGUGCAUUCGCUCAGGUCCUUGCAGAUUUCGUGCAGCGAUUCGGCCAUAUUUAUGAAUCCUCAAGACAAGCCCCAAGCCAUGGUUUGUUCGAAAAGCCUGGCGGUUUUUUAAGCUUCAUUGAAUUCCAAGUUAUCGGAUUCUCCCAUUCACCAUCAACAUUAUGUGAAAGAGCGAAAACUAUGGAAAUCAAUAAGGAAAAUAACAAAAAUAAAAGAAGAAAAACAAAAAGAAAAGAAUGCAGACUUUAUUGCCUAGGGUUGUUCAACUACCAAAAAAAUAGUACAAGAAUAAUUGCAUGCGAUGGAAAUAAGGACCAUGUCAGGUUGCAAACUCGCAGGCUGCAGCAGUCAUCUGGUCGCAGCGUGUUUGGUUGGGCUGGGUCCGACGGUGGAUGUAUCCACUGCAUGGCCCUGGGAUUAACACCUCGCUGUAUUGGGUCUGUCGCAGCAAGCAGGCAAGGUCGUACACCCGACAGAACAAUCCAAUUCCAAUCUGAAUGCUUAUGGAUACCAAGACAAUACCAAUACUACUUCCCAAACUGUGUGUAUACAGAAGACAGAAGGGUAACUAAUACAGAAGAAAAGAAACAAAAAGAAGAAAAAAAAUAUUGUGAAGGAGAAGAUGGGAAACAAAAGUGGAAAUAUCCAUUAAAAUAA